AUGAAGUUCCUCUCUAUCCUCCUUUCUAUUCCAGCUCUUGUAGCAGGACGAUAUCUCAGUGAUGAAGUCAGCUCUGGGACUUCGACUCACUACGGCGGCAACGUCGGAGGAGGUGCUUGUGGACUUGUUGCCUAUACCAUUCCUUCUGGCAUCUACGGAACAGCGUUCUCUGGACCCAACUGGGAUACUGCAGGUGUCUGUGGUAACUGUAUUGAGGUCACUGGUCCAACAGGAAAGAAGAUCAAGGCUAUGAUCGUUGAUAGAUGCAAUGAGUGCAACAAGGGACACUUGGAUCUCUUCGAAAACGCUUUCACAGCUGUAGGCGGUACGAACGGUCAGGUUCAGACCAGCUGGAGAGCUAUUUCUUGCGACAUCACCACUCCUCUUGUUUUGCGCAACAAAGAGGGAACGAGUCCUUACUGGUUCUCCAUGCAAGUUCGCAACAGCAACCUUCCUGUCAAGAGCCUCGAAGUCAGCACCGACAAUGGCAAGUCAUGGAUUGGAACCACCCGAAAGGAGUACAACUUCUUUGAAAACCCCAGCGGCUUCAGAACCGAUACGGUUGAUGUUAGGGUCACCAGCUCUACCGGCAGCACUAUCAUUGUCAAGGGCGUUAGUGUCAAGCCGCAGACCGAGUUCAAGGCUGCCUCCAACUUCCCCUAA
Molecule: messenger RNA, 663 nt
Organism: Fusarium pseudograminearum CS3096
Lineage: Eukaryota; Fungi; Ascomycota; Sordariomycetes; Hypocreales; Nectriaceae
Exons: 3
Coding region: 1-663 (220 amino acids)
Source: RefSeq, a predicted model, not a curated record